This is a messenger RNA of Dimorphilus gyrociliatus, 751 nucleotides long. The record is from the annotation of a GenBank genome assembly. Lineage: Eukaryota; Metazoa; Annelida; Polychaeta; Dinophilidae.
AUUUUACAUAUAUUUCAAAAUGGCCGAGCUUCUAUUGGAUUCCCAAAUCAGAAUCUGGGUAUUUUUACCCAUUGUUGUCAUAACAUUUCUUGUAGGUGUCAUUAGACAUUAUGUUACUAUAUUGAUGUCAUCAGAAAAAUCAGUUGAUUUGAGACAAAUAGGCGAUAGUCAAGUAUUUCUACGAAGUAGAGCAUUAAGAGAAAAUGGAAAAUAUUUGCCAAAGGUGGCCUUUCUCAUGCGAAAAGGAUUUAUGAACAAUCAGGAAAAAGGGGUUUUAACAACAGGUAAAAAAAGAGAACCAACAUCUGCCAAAAAUCCAAUGACAGAUCCAAGCAUGAUGACUGACAUGCUGAAAGGAAAUAUGACAAACGUUUUACCAAUGAUAUUGAUAGGAGGUUGGAUUAAUUGGGCUUUCUCUGGAUUUCUUACAACAAAAGCUCCGUUUCCCCUUACCCUACGAUUUAAGCCUAUGCUUCAAAGGGGAAUAGAAUUAGGUUCUCUAGACGCUUCUUGGGUUUCAUCAGCAUCUUGGUACUUUCUUAAUGUGUUUGGGUUACGAAGCGUUUAUACUCUUGUUUUAGGCCAAGAUAAUGCAGCUGAUCAAACAAGAGCUAUGCAAGACCAGAUGACUGGCCAGGCAAUGGGUGUUCCUUCCGACCCAAGUAAAGCUUUCAAAGCCGAAUGGGAAGCAUUAGAAGUAACCGAACACGAAUGGGCGCUGGAAGACGUUGAAUCUUCUUUAGUCAAAUAG